AGGUUUAAAAUAUAGCUUCAGAGAGCUGGAUUAUUGCAAACGUACGAGUUUUCUUAGACGGAUGAAAGGUGUAGGGAAGGUUAACGGAUCGACAAUGUUGCGAGAUGCACAUGCAGUUGUUCAGUUCGAACUCCGGAACAGCAGGUGGCGCUGCGCGCCCUUUCAGUAGCGUAGACGCCUGUUCCGAAGGCAGUCGGCCGAAGAAGAAGAGCAGCACCGUUGCUGUCACUCGCUCCAGUGCGGAAGUUUUUGCCGCGGGUCUCUCUAUUAUUUAUUAUGGAAGCAGCGGGACGCCGCUCACUGCUUGCGCUCGCAGCCGCACCGUAGCGACGUGCUCUGCGGACCUACUGUACCUAUAUAGGGUCAUAUCGUAUGUGAAAGGCGUUUUAUGUCCUCAUACAGUAAGUAAGUAAGUAAGAGAACCAAUCAGUUGCUGUCCCUGGGCGACGUUGCGUUGGCGGAGAGUCGCGAGCGGGCAGGAAGACGAGAUCAGCUAUGGUGGGAAAGUGAAAGAGGCUCCACGUUUUCGACAUGGAUUCGUGUUUGGAUUUCGGGGAAUGUGUGAAGGACUCGCCUGCGUUCAGGCUCAGCUUGGACCAGUGUGAAGCUGAGGUGUCUGAGCUGGAGAGUCGUGUGGAGAAGGUGAUGAAGCUGUGUAGUCGUAUGGUGGAGGCAGGACAAGCAUACAAUGCAGCCAACCAGCUUUUUUUGACCGGACUGAUGGACUUCUCUGCUUAUCACCGUAAGGACAGGGGUAUCAUGAACUGCUUGCAUCAGUUCAGCGAAGGGCUGCAGGAGAUGAUCCACUUCCAUGCUAUGCUACUUGAUCAGACACAAAGAGCCAUCAAUCAACAGUUGACAAAUCUUCUUACACAGUUUUUGCCUCAACUGAAAGACUCAAGGAGGGAGUUCUUGCGCAUUGGAGAGGACCUGGAGGCUGUAGUGGUGAAAAAUGCUCAGGUCUCUCGCCACAAAAUAGUUGAUGCAGAGCAGGCUAGCCAUUUGCUGCUUGCCACGCGUAAAUGCUACCAGCACUUUGGCCUCGAUUACUGCCUACAGCUAAAUAACUUCAAGUCUCAACAGAAGCUUGAUAUCUUAAACUCUAUCUUUUCCUACUUCCACGCCCAGUACACCUUCUUCCACCAGGGCUAUGACCUGCUCCGAGAUCUGGAGCCCACCAUGAAGACUAUGGCAACUCAGCUUUCUCAACUUGCUACAGAUUGUACAGCUAAAAGGAAAGAAAUGGAGAAUACACAUCUGUUGGUCCAACAGAGAGUGAGCACCUCACUGAGUGAUAUCUCAGGAGAACUUAUGGCUACAGGCCCUCACAAUAAUACAGUAUCUAUUGAAGGCUACCUCUUCAAGCGCUCUCGUAAGAAAAACAAAAUUUGGAAACGAUGUUGGUUCUCCAUAGAAAACAGCAAGCUGGUGUACAAAAAAUCACAUAAGGAGGAGUUUCAGAGCCUGUUUGACGAUCUCAGACUGUGUGCUGUGAAGUCUGUUGACAACACUGAGCGUCGCUUCUGCUUUGAGAUUGUCUCUGUUCAAAAGAGCUGUUCCCUUCAGGCGGACUCAGAGGAACUGCGGGAGGCCUGGGUCACUGCUGUACAGGGGAGCAUUGACAUGGCUUACCGCCAAAGGGUUGAGUCUCAACAGCUCAUGUCUGCAGCGAGCCCUCCACUUGUCCCAAGAACCCCAGUUACACCUUCUGCCCUUGGAGUUGCCCUGCAGGGUUCGGGGAACCAGCAUUGCUGUGACUGUGGGGCUGAGGAACCACGUUGGGCCAGUCUCAACCUUGGCAUCACCAUGUGCAUUGAGUGCUCUGGCAUUCACAGGAGUCUUGGAGUUCAUCUCUCUAAAGUGCGAUCCCUCACUCUGGACUCCUGGGACCCAGAGCAACUAAAGCUGCUUUGUGUUUUGGGCAAUGAUGUCAUUAACACAAUCUAUGAAGCGCAAGUGUCGGAGAAGGGGAGACUGAAGCCCAGUCCAGACAGUCAGCGCCAGGAGAAGCAGACGUGGAUAAGAGAAAAAUACGUGGAAAAGAAGUUUGUGAAAGAAGCCAUAACAACGUGUUUGGGAGAUGGAGACUCACAAGGUGCUCAGGAAGAGAGAGAACGUGUUGGACGAAGAUUGUACCAGGCUGCUCAGCAGGGAGACCUUGUCUCCAUGGCAACUGCACUUGCUCAGGGAGCAGAGGUGAACUGGAGUAAUGCAGAGGAUGAGGGUCGGACGCCUCUUAUUGCUGCCACCUGUGGGGGCUCCCUGCUUGCCUGCCACUUUCUUCUGCAGAAUGGAGCCAAUGUGAACCAACGUGACCAGCGAGGACAAGGUGCUCUGCAUGCUGCGGCCACCAGGGGGCACACUGGGCAGGUGUGUUUACUUUUGAAAAGAGGAGCCAAUCAAUACUCUGCUGAUGAGAGAGGCCAGGAUCCUCUCAGCAUUGCUGUGGAGACAGCCCAUGCUGACAUUGUGACACUGCUGAGAAUGGCACGCAUGAAUGAAGAGAUGAAAGACUCAGAUGGGCUUUGUGGAAAUAUUGGUGAUGACGAAACUUUCCAGGACAUCUUCCGUGACUUCAGCAACAUGGCAUCACAUGAUCCAGAAAGGUUGUCCCGACGACAGUUCAGCAGAGAGCAACGUGAUGGGGGAUCUGAAGACCUCUGCUAGAUUAACAUGGGGGGAAAACUAGAGAGACUCUGGCCCAAAGAGAUCAUGGUGUGUUUGUGGAACAAGCCACAGCAUUUCAUCAGGAAUGGAUGGCAACGGCAGAACUUCUCAGCAGAGUUGAAGAAUGCUUCUGAUUAGGACAGAGGAGAGAUGUUUUUUCUGCUUCACACCUAAGUAUGUGCAUGAGACAUGGUCAUACAUAUAGGUUCAAAGGUAAAUACCACUGAUUGUGAAUACAUCACAAGUUAAUUUACUGUGUGUAAGUAAAUUGAAAACAUUUUGGAGUAUGUGAUUAAUUCAAAAUUAACUUUGUAUGCCUAAUAUUUUAGGUUCUUUGGAAUGUAAAUGUUGCAAUAUUCACCUGUUUAGGUAUACAUUUUACAGGAUCUUUGAGUACUAUGCAAUUUUUAUUGACAUAAUGUAAAAAUACUACAUGUAUAACUACUGUACGCUUACCAAGUGGGUAGCAGUCAUUUGUUUUCUAGUAUUUAGUUAGAGCAUACUAAGCAAAUUUAUUCAUUCAUUCAGUGGAGUGCUUCCCACCAUGUAACCACCAAGCCUAGUCCAUAAAUGAUCCUUGAAAUUGUCAUUAUGAUAGUUACGUAAAUCUUGCACAGUUAAGUGACACAGUGAGUGCCCUGACUGAAGUAUUUUUGAUGGUUACCACAUUUCAUUUUAUGUGUCUUUUUGCUCUCAGCAUGUUUUUGUGAUGAUAAAGAUGGUGGUAAAUUUGGAAGAGCUACCUUUAGCUAUCAUCGUCUGCAUUUUGGUUACAUUGUUCAUUACCAUUUAUUAUUACACACCAAUUUGCUGCUUUUAAUGUUGUUAAAUUAUUUUAGGGUCCAUAAAUGCAUUUUAUAAAAUUUUAUCUUGGUAAUUCAUGGCACUUUUUGUCAUUUAAUACAGUUCAUCCUUGCGUGACUGGAUUAAUGGGGGGAUAGGGUCUGGUGAUGCAGCUGACAUGUUAAUAAAUGUAUCGUGAUUUUUAGUCAUUUUUCUCAUGGUUAUAAUGUUUUAAACAAAAUUAAAAUGUUUAACAAAACAGCAUAGUAGAAGAAA
Molecule: messenger RNA, 3726 nt
Organism: Scleropages formosus (Asian bonytongue)
Lineage: Eukaryota; Metazoa; Chordata; Actinopteri; Osteoglossiformes; Osteoglossidae
Product: arf-GAP with coiled-coil, ANK repeat and PH domain-containing protein 3
Exons: 24
Coding region: 532-2667 (711 amino acids)
Cellular component (GO): cytoplasm
Molecular function (GO): GTPase activator activity; protein binding
Source: RefSeq, a predicted model, not a curated record